CCUCUGUCCUGUCUUUGGUAGCUUGUUUUUGACUGAGUGGAGCAGCGUGGUUGGAAGUUGUCGUGUGGAUUUCCAGUUUCCAAAGAAAAAAAAUACGUUUUUCAAGCAAUGACUGAAUCAGACUCGACGUCCGCUCCUGCGGGCAAAAAUCUGCUCUCCCUGGACCCGGCGCAGGAGACCGCAUUUCGGAAGAAAGUGCAAGAAGUGAAGAAAAGGCGACCAAAAAAGUAUGAGAAAUUGACACCAGGAGUGAUUUACCUGGGCCACAUCCCUCAGGGCUUUUUCGAGCCCCAGAUCCGGAUUUACUUCAGCCAGUUCGGAAGCGUUAAAAGGGUCCGACUGUCGAGGAGCAAAAAGACUGGCCGCAGUAAAGGCUAUGCGUUCGUGGAGUUCGAGUGUGAUGAAGUAGCAAAGAUCGUGGCAGAUACCAUGAACAACUACCUCCUCGCUGAACGGCUCCUCAAAUGUCAUUUUAUCCCCCCUGAGAAGGUGAAUCCAAAGCUUUUCAUUGGAAGUCAAACCCAGUUUAAGAAGCCUUCCUUCCCGGCUGUUAAACGAUACAACAAGAAACGAAGCGUCCAGGAGAGAAGGAAAAUGACAAGCAAGCUUUUACACAAAGAAACACAUUUACGCAAAAGACUGGCACAGAAAGGAAUAGAUUAUGACUUCCCUGGAUUUGCCGCACAGGUACCUAAAAAGAAGGCAGCAGAAGACAUGAAUACAUCCGUCAGCAGACAGGAUCUUACUCCAGUCUGCACACCCAGUGUAAUAGAGCGCAGAAAAUCAAUGAAAAUUGAAGAGGGCGAGGAGGGCAAUGACACUGAAAUCAUCAUUAAAGCCACACCUGCGCCAAAGAAAUCAAAAAACAAAAAGAAAGCAAAGUCAUCCUGAACAAACAAAACAACAUGAAAACGGACUGCUGGCUAGGAAAUGAUCUUUCAGUGAAAUACUAAUUUGGACCCAUUUUCAGCAGCACUCGCUGCUUUUUUUAAACAAACAAAAAGUAAAUCCCUUUGUAUAGAAAUGCUCGACGUUGCCUGACGUGGGGAGGCAGUGGAGAAUGCAAUGUGGGGUUCUGUGCAUUGAGAAAGGGCAGCUGGCUUUAUUCUUGGGUCACCCUGAAAGUGCACUGGACUCUGCAGACAGGGUGUAAAAUACUUCACUUCAAGGUGUAAAAUACUUAAAGUGCAGCAGUGCUCAUUCUGAACAUGAUGGGAGUUCCUGUGAAAGCUAGGUUUGUUUUAGUUUUCUGUCAAAUUCUCUUCUCUUUCUGUGGAGAUGUGAUCUAGGACAUGAGGUGAAUACAGCCUCAAUUGAAGAAUCUUAUUUAAAUAGAAAAACCCAUUUACUUGAAAACGUACCCCUCGCCCACUCCCUGCCUCCCGCUCCGAAAAUGUUGAAAUAACAUCAUUUUGUUACAAUAAAGUGUAUGUAAGGGAA
Messenger RNA from Polyodon spathula (Mississippi paddlefish), 1440 nucleotides. RefSeq names its product MKI67 FHA domain-interacting nucleolar phosphoprotein-like. Gene Ontology annotation, biological process: maturation of LSU-rRNA from tricistronic rRNA transcript (SSU-rRNA, 5.8S rRNA, LSU-rRNA). Gene Ontology annotation, molecular function: RNA binding. Bases 109 to 891 code for a protein of 260 amino acids. The record is from RefSeq and is a predicted model, not a curated record. Gene Ontology annotation, cellular component: nucleolus. The transcript is spliced from 6 exons. Lineage: Eukaryota; Metazoa; Chordata; Actinopteri; Acipenseriformes; Polyodontidae.